Molecule: messenger RNA, 1940 nt
Organism: Suncus etruscus (white-toothed pygmy shrew)
Lineage: Eukaryota; Metazoa; Chordata; Mammalia; Eulipotyphla; Soricidae
Gene: TRIP4
Product: thyroid hormone receptor interactor 4
Exons: 13
Coding region: 1-1746 (581 amino acids)
Biological process (GO): positive regulation of DNA-templated transcription
Cellular component (GO): nucleus
Molecular function (GO): transcription coactivator activity; zinc ion binding
Source: RefSeq, a predicted model, not a curated record
AUGGCGGCGGCCUGCGCGUCGUUCCGGGAGCAGCUGGUGGACUGGUGUACCCGGCAGCUGCGGCAAACUUUCGGCCUGGAUGUCAGCGAGGAAAUCGUGCAGUAUGUUUUAUCGAUUGAGAAUGCUGAAGAAAUACGAGAAUAUGUCACUGACCUCCUUCAGGGAAACGAGGGUCUGAAAGGCCAAUUCAUAGAGGAACUUAUAACCAAAUGGCAAAAGGAUGAUAAAGAGAUAAUUUCUGAUAAUCAGCAGCAGUCCUUCAAAAAGGAUGAUGUUUCAGAUGGACAGAGAUCUGGAGACCAAUUAAAGAGGAGUCGUCGGAAAGGGAGAAACAGACAGGAAGUCCCUGCAUUUGUUGAACCUGACACAACUAUUGAAGUCAAAACCCCUUUUGAUUUGGCCAAGGCUCAAGAGAAUAACAACUCUUCGAAGAAGAAGACAAAGUUUGUGAGCUUGUACACAAAGGAGGGACAGGAUAGACUUGCAGUUUUGAUUCCUGGGCGCCAUCCUUGUGACUGCUUGGGCCAGAAGCACAAACUCAUCAAUAACUGUCUGGUUUGUGGCAGAAUCGUCUGUGAACAAGAAGGUUCUGGCCCUUGCUUAUUCUGCAGUUCCCUGGUGUGCACUCGAGAGGAGCAGGGCAUUUUACAAAGAGACUCCAACAAGAGCCAGAAGCUGCUCAAAAAACUCCUGGCAGGGACGGAAAAUUCUGGAAAGGCUGAUCUCCCUACCAAGGAUCUUCUUCCUCAUCAGGAGCUCAGAAUUAAAUCUGGUCUGGAAAAGGCUAUCAAGCAUAAAGACAAGCUAUUAGAGUUUGACAGAACUAGCAUUCGAAGAACCCAAGUCAUUGAUGAUGAGUCAGAUUACUUUGCCAGUGAUUCCAAUCAAUGGUUGUCAAAAGUUGAGCGAGAAACCUUACAGAAACGAGAGGAGGAACUGAGAGAAUUUCGGCAUGCCUCUCGGCUCUCUAAGAAGAUCACCAUUGACUUUGCAGGCAGGAAGAUUGUGGAAGAUGAGACUCCACUAGCAGAAUAUCAUAGCAAGCUAGAUGAGACGAUACAGGCCAUUGCCAAUGGAACUUUGUUCCAGCCUCUGAUCAAAUUGGAUAGAUCUUCUGAUGAACCUUUAGGAGUUCUGGUGAACCCAAACCUGUGCCAGCCUCCUCCCCAGUGGGUUGAUCAGACUGGAGCCAUCUCCCAGAAAAAGACUUUCCAUCCUGCAGGAUUAGAGCCAGAGUCUAAUUCCUAUCGGCAUCAGUUGCGAAUUCAGGACCAGGAGUUUCAGGAGGGCUUCGAUAGUGGCUGGUGUCUCUCCAUGCAUCAACCCUGGGCUUCUCUGCUUGUCAGAGGUAUUAAAAGGGUGGAGGGCAGAAGUUGGUACACCCCUCAUAGAGGACGUCUUUGGAUUGCAGCUACAGCCAAAAGACCCGCCCCUCAAGAAAUCUCAGAACUUCAGGCUACUUAUCGCCUUCUCCGAGGGAAAGAUAUAGAAUUUCCCAACGACUACCCAUCAGGCUGUCUUUUGGGUUGUGUGGACCUAACUGAUUGCUUGUCCCAGAAGCAGUUCAAGGAUCAGUAUCCAGACAUGAGUCAAGAAUCUGAUUCUCCGUUUGUUUUCAUCUGUGCAAAUCCCCAGGAAAUGAUUGUGAAGUUUCCUAUUAAAGGAAAUCCAAAAAUCUGGAAACUGGAUCCCAAGAUCCAUCAAGGAGCAAAGAAGGGGUUAAUGAAGCAGAAUAAAGCUGUCUGACCCAGGAGAAAAGGGACUCAACAGCAGUGUGGAGUUUUGUGUACUGAAAUUGCUAUCCACGGUCCUUUGGAAUUGAAACAGUAGAAAUCUAAAGGUUUCAUGUCAGCCUCAAAUCUCUCGGAAUAUUAACUCUUAACAAAAUCUGUAUAUUUUUCUUAGGUAGUGGGAUUCUUACCUUUGUAUAGAAGCAGAUC